CUCUGCAACCCAGGGAAAGCGAUGUUUGGCCAGCAGCUGUUACUGUAUAACUCGUGGAGGAGGCUGCCUGAUCCGUGAGCUUCCCAUCCGCCUGCAAAGCCAUGUCUCGGGUGCUGAUCGUUGGGGCCGGUCUGACAGGAAGCCUGUGUGCCCACCUCCUGAGGCAGGAGCUGGCGGCCAGCAGCCGCAAACUGCAACUUGUUGUGUGGGACAAAGCCAGGGGCGCAGGAGGCCGCAUGUCAACAAGCCGAUCUCCCACAGAUCCAAAUUGCACGGCUGACCUGGGAGCCCAGUACAUCACCGUGACGCCGGAGUACGCUCACAAACACAAAACGUUUCAUGAUGAGCUGGUAGCUAAAGGCAUCUGUACACCAUUAAGUGCUGCAGUAGAAGGGAUGGUGAUGAAAGAUGGCUCUUAUAACCUGGUUACACCCCAAGGAGUCUCUUCAAUCGUCAAACACUACCUCAACCAGUCCGCAGGUGCUGAUGUCCAUUACGAGCGACACGUCACACAGAUAAACCUUCGAGAUGCAAGAUGGGAGGUGUGCAGGAAGUCUGGGAGCCCCGAAACCUUUGAUGUUGUGGUUCUUACUAUGCCAGUCCCACAGAUUCUACAGCUGCAAGGCGAUGUUAGGAACUUAAUUAAGGAAAGCCAAAGGCGCCAACUGGAAGCUGUGAGCUACUCCUCCCGCUACUCCUUGGGACUCUUUUAUGAAGCUGGCACACAGAUUGAUGUCCCCUGGGCAGCAAAGUACAUCACUGAUAAUCCCUGCAUACGCUUCAUCUCCAUUGAUAAUAAGAAACGCAAUGUAGAGUCUUCAGAAGUUGGGCCCUCGCUUAUUGUACAUACCAGUAUACCGUUUGGGAUAGAGCACUUGGAAGAGGAGAAAGAAGAUGUGCAGCCCCUGAUUAUGAAGCAUCUUGAUACAGUUCUACCAAAUCUUCCUCAGCCGAAGGCUGUGAAGUGUCAGAAAUGGCGCUACUCACAGGUUACAGAGGCCUUUCCUGAUUGUCCAGGUCAGAUAACUCUGCACAGCAAGCCUUUCCUUCUGUGUGGUGGAGAUGGAUUUACACAUUCAAACUUUGAUGGAUGCACAGAAUCGGCUCUACGGAUUGUGGAAACUUUAGCCACCUAUUUGAAGUACUGACACUAGGCAGUGAUUAAUGCAGUAACAAUGUGAUCAUCUAUCUUUUACAGGGGAGAGUCAAGUAAGUGCAAGUUGCCAGGCACAUAGUUUUACCGCAGCUGACCAGGGCCGGCAACAGAAAUCUUGGGGCCCGGUACACCGAUAUCUCUACGCCACCCCCCCAGGCCCAACUCCCCCUUGCCCCCUUACCCAUCCGAUGCACACUCCAGCCAGCAACCCCCCCCCCCUCCCAUUACACACAGCUAAUGGAUGACCUGUGACAGAGUAACACCUCUCGGGCGCAGUGUGACACAAAGACGCACCCUCCCCCAGCAGCCGCAAUGUGCACCAUAAACAACUACUUUGUGCCUUAUACCUCCCAGCAGCACUGAUUUUGUGUGGCCUGUGGCCCCCAUUUUUUAUGUCGCACAUAAACAGAAAAUGAGUUUCAAACACAGCACUACAACUAAUUGAAAAAUGGGGGCCAUAGCUACUCACUGUGCAAUUAAAAAACAUGGCACUGACAGUGACUCACCACCAAAACACAAUCCUGUACCCCAGCAGCGCAAGCUUUUCCUGUCCGGUCUUUCAGGCCGCUGCUGUGCUGCUCCCUUUCUCCUGAACUAGUCUGCCCACAGCCUGCCUUUUCCUCAAAGGGGUACAUGACGCCACAGCAGGCAGGGACAAACAGGGAAGGGGAGCGUGUGGGCGGUGCAGAGCAUUGCGUCAUGCGUCACACGUGACCUGACACGUCACAUGUCAGACACAGACCGCCGGGACCCAGGAGGUUACGGUUACUGCCGCCGCCGAUGUACUCUUAAACAUAUUUUUACAUGUGAUGCACCCAUGGCCAGGCCGGUACGGCCCGCGUAAUAUGUUUUUACUGUUAAUGUAAAAUUAUUACAUUAUGCUGCUAGAGUGCCCCCUACACCUUGGGGCCCCUCAGAGCUUUGGGUACGGAGGUACCCUUUCUACCCCCCUGUCACCGGACAUGCAGUAGACACCAAUUCAUUUAUAGGACAGUAUCAUAUUACCCACAAAAACGAAAGGCCUGCAAAAUGUCUUUUUGCCAAAAUGCUCGCUCUCAUUUUUCGACCAAUCCUAUUCCCAAAUUGUGAAAAUGGAAUUUGCGGGAAAAAUUCUUUGCCUCAAAAUAGUUCAAAGUGUAGGUGAAAAUGGGGAAAUGAGCCUGUACCCCAAAAAUGAGAAACUAACAUAGGAUAACAGUAUAGAAGUGUAUUAGAGGUCAUAAUCAAAAUAUUUUGGGGGCUUAAACUGGGUCAAAUGGCUGUUAUAUGCAUUUUUCUAAAAAAUAUAGAAAAAAUAAUAAAACACAAGCUUUUCUGCAAAUUAAAUGCUCUCAUUAAAUUUGGGGAACAUGAUAAUGGGUAUACGUAUAUAUUUUAGCCUUUUUAUGGUACUUGAAAAAAGUUGGAAAAAAACGAUUACUCCCACCUGCAAGCCUAAAAACACUUGUGCCACUCAUAAAGCACCUUUCCCGUACCUUGAACCUCAACAUUACAUUUUUUCUCCCAAAAAAUGAUAUGUCAUUAUUGGCCAAUCAAAAAUAAACAUUUUUAACUGACUAAUUAGUCAUUCAGGGGGGUGUCCCAGAAGUUCUAAACCAAAUUCCCAAAUUUUUACUUUAGAAUGGAGAUUUUGAACUACUUAUCACCUGCUCACAGUAGGUGAAAUCAAAUUCACAAUAAAACCUAUGGAGUCUUUUUUCCAAUAGCAUUUUGUGGCUAAUUGGAUGCCUGGUUUAAGUCCUGUUCUUAUUGUGAAACUGCAUUUUCACAGCUAAUAGGAUACCCCCCAUAUUGUCCUAAGUUGCAUCUGUAAUAUUGCUGAAGAAGGGUGUGAGCAAAGAUAUGAGAUGUUAAGCCAUAUUACAGGCACUAUGCUCAAGGCAGGACUAUACAAUUGAAUUGGCAUCGGCACAUUAGUGAUGAAACAAUGGGCCUGAUUUAUAUUUGUAUACAAACCCGAUGGUUUGAGUACAAACAUGAUGUUUGGGGGUCUGGUCAGGUGCAAAACCCAGAAUGGUUCUUGCAUUGUCACUCGCAGCCCCCUGUCAGCCUCAGCAUGAUUGACAUGUUGCUUUGGUUGGGGGGACGGAGCGGUAUUCCAGGACCCCGAUGUCCAAAUCAUUACGAAUUGGGCCCAUUGGGCGGCAAUUGCAUUUCAUUGUGCGUUUCAAUGUGUGUUAAAUUACACUUAAUUGAAUCUCCCUCUAGGGGCCCAUUAGAUUAGCAAUGAGAUGGCUUGCCACACAAGUCAUUUCGGCUAAAUGCCGCACUUAUGGUAGCUCUGAACUUGCAGCUUUUUGUUCGUAGCUUGUUCAGGCCGUGAGGGUGCAAGUUCAGCUUCCGUUGCUGGUGUUUCUACUCCAAUGCAGCAGCAAUUUGUCCCCCUUGCAGGUAAUUGACUUGACCCCUAGGAAUGAAUGUUACCCAGUGUAAAACAGAUGGUUUCAUUAAUGUAAUUGCUAGUUAUUUUAAGGGCUCAUUCACACAUAUGCUCUGGGAAAUGCGUAAAAAUGCAUGGCAUUUAAGUUGUUGGGGUUUUUUUGUUUAAUGUGUGGUGCAUUUAGAUUCCUCCCAAUGUUGGUAGAUGCGGAAUUGGGACAGAGGUGUGGCUGUGGCAUGCUGGAGAUGUGACCACAUCACAGCUGGUGUGGUGAUGCCCCCAUUUUAUUGCUGCACACUACGUAUACCUACUGAGGUGUGUGACAGGGUAAUAUUUCUUUUGAAUGAGCCCUCACCUCGGGACAAUCCCACUAAAAUUAGGAUGAUUGGAAGUUACGCUUUGAUCUACACAGUAUAUUGUACUGGCAGUGACCAUUAAUCAAUGGGAAAUUCGGGGACUGACGUCAUGAACUGGGCGGGCGUGUACACACGCCCGCCCAGUUCACCUGUCAAUCACCGCCAGCCGCCGCAGCAUGUGUACGGGCCCGUACACACACAGCGACGCGCCAAUAUAUCAGUAGAUAUAUUGGCCGUCGGCUGUGCUGCGCAGCCGACGCGAUACGUCUGUGAACGACGGAGUUCACAGACGUAUCGGCCGUACACACUGGCCAACGGUCCCGCGAUAUAUCGGCCGUUCAGGAGAACGGCCGAUAUAUCGACCAGUGUGUACGGGCCUUAACUCUAACCCCCAUGCAACCUCACCGGUGGCACCUAAACCCCCCUUCUUCCCACAGCCUAAACCUAAUCCUCCCCCCUUGCGUGGCUUACCUGUCCGGUGUCCCGGUAAACAGUCGAUCUUGAUUCUGGCGGUCUGGAUUCUGAGGCCGGGAUUUUGUCCCUAGAUGAGAUGCUGUCAUUCUGAGCAGUGUUGGGAUUCCAGCAUCUGUAUUUCGCCGGAUCCCUGGCUACACCCUCUGCUACUCAGGAGAAAAAAAUUGUGCCAUCAUGCCAAGUGGGAAAGGGCACCAUCGAGCUUCCAGACCACUGUCUUCACUGGUGAAGUUGUCGGAAUCCUUGAGUUGCUCUACUCUCUUAGAGUGAUCCAUGAAAUUUAUGACUCUCCAAAGAUAGUUGGCAAAUAUGAGCGAUGUUAUGCCGGCCAUAGAUCUGGGCGAUAAUAUUAAAACCAGCCUACUAGUUGGCUGGUUGGAAUGACAAUCUGGCAGUGUGUGGGAGCAAAUGAUCAUAAUAUCCUGUUUGUUCCCAAACACCAAAAAGGUUGUUCCAACUAGUUGUGAAAAUCAAACAUGUUUGAAUUUUAGCAACUAAUUGUUCUAAUGUAGGGGGAACUUUCCCCCAACUGAGCGAUAAGUGGGCAGACACUGACCAGCUGUGUCCUCCUACUUUUGUCACCAUCCACAUGCCCAUCACUACCAAACUUCCCCUGUCAACUUCGGAUCAGUGGAAGCAAUAAUGCAUAAUCCUGAAUGGUGCAGGAGUGGCAAGCUCAUUACACCUGCACUAUAAUAAAUUUUGACAGCAUGAGGGGGGUCAAAUGUAAAAGGAUAUACCGCAUAUUUUCUUUCUUAUAUCCGUGUCCAUAAGUCCACAGCUCCCUUCAUGAUCAUAUGUCACUUGAAAUAUAUUGUUUCCCCUACAAUGCUGCAUCGGGCACCUGUCUCAGUGAGUAGUGCCCACACUAAGACUAUGGGCACCUGAUGCAGCAUUGAAGGGGAAACUAAAUAUUUUAAGUGACGUACUUUGUGAUCAUUUCUAAUAUAAGGGAACAAAACAUGGGUGAAUGAAAGCUGUGUUCUCACUAAUAUAUACAGUAAGUGACUGUUCCAUUACUCCGAAUGUGACACCAACCAUUCUGUUGUAGCCAUGGGUGGCAGUAAAUAAAAUACGUGACAUACCACACACUCUUUUGAGCUGUGAUCAAUCUUCACACUAUUAUGUAAACACCAUCUACCUAAGUGAAAUUACAGUAAAUAUAACCGCGUCUUGUCUUGCACUAUAUAUGUAAGAGACGACUAUUACAAUAUCUCUAGAACAAUCGGCUAACUGCAAAUGGGUAGAAUAAGAAAUGAUAAUUGUAUAAAUGCUGAAAUAAUCAUUAUAAUUGUGUGCAUUAUUUUGAAGUAACACUUGUUAUAAUAAAGGACAGUACUUGAAAGUUCA
Pseudophryne corroboree (corroboree frog) is the source of this 5716-nucleotide messenger RNA. RefSeq names its product renalase, FAD dependent amine oxidase (gene RNLS). The record is from RefSeq and is a predicted model, not a curated record. Lineage: Eukaryota; Metazoa; Chordata; Amphibia; Anura; Myobatrachidae. Gene Ontology annotation, molecular function: oxidoreductase activity, acting on NAD(P)H. The transcript has 7 exons. Bases 102 to 1148 code for a protein of 348 amino acids. Gene Ontology annotation, cellular component: extracellular region.